AUGUAUGCCAAUUUACUCCCAGUUAAUGGGAAAUGGAAACAACAAAUCACUGACUAUUUAACCGAAGAUGUCCCCUCGUUUGAUUUCGGAGGUUUUGUUGUCGGCCAAAAAGAAGAAACCGCCACCUUAUUAAUGAAACAAUCAGGUCUUAUUUCUGGUAUACCAUUUGCCAGUGAGGUCUUCAAACAAUGUGAACUUGAUGUUGAAUGGCAUUAUAAAGAAGGAGAUUUCAUUUCCACCGAGGAAUUAGCUAAACACAAUGGUAAAUUAUUGGUUGCCACCGUUAAAGGACCUGCCAACAAGAUCUUAUUGAGUGAAAGAACAGCUUUAAAUUUAUUAGCUAGAUCUUCAGGUAUUGCUACUCAAUCUUACACCACUAAGAAGUUAGCCGAUGAAGCUGGAUACACCGGUUUGAUUGCAGGUACUAGAAAAACCACUCCUGGGUUGAGACAAUUGGAAAAAUACUCCAUGUUGGUAGGUGGUGUUGAUACUCACAGAUAUGAUUUGAGUUCAAUGGUGAUGUUAAAAGACAACCAUAUUACUUCUACCGGUAGUAUCACUAAAGCUGUCAAAUCUGCCAGAUCUGUUUGUGGAUUUGCUAUCAAGAUUGAAGUUGAAGUCAGUAACGAAGAAGAUGCUAAAGAAGCCAUUGAUGCUGGUGCGGAUGUUAUUAUGUUGGAUAACUUCAGUGGUAAAGAAUUACAAGAAACUGCUCAAAGAUUAAAGAAACUUUAUGAUGGUAAAAAAUCUUUUUUAUUAGAAUGUUCAGGAGGUUUAACAUUACAAAACUUGAGUUCUUAUCUUUGUAAUGAUAUUGAUAUUUACUCAACAUCCUCAAUCCAUCAAGGAUGUGGUAUUAUUGAUUUCUCUUUAAAGAUCAAAGCUUAG
Yamadazyma jaroonii is the source of this 888-nucleotide messenger RNA. The record is from the annotation of a GenBank genome assembly. Lineage: Eukaryota; Fungi; Ascomycota; Pichiomycetes; Serinales; Debaryomycetaceae.